Molecule: messenger RNA, 2465 nt
Organism: Alligator mississippiensis (American alligator)
Lineage: Eukaryota; Metazoa; Chordata; Crocodylia; Alligatoridae
Gene: DPYS
Product: dihydropyrimidinase
Exons: 10
Coding region: 565-2082 (505 amino acids)
Biological process (GO): pyrimidine nucleobase catabolic process
Cellular component (GO): cytoplasm; cytosol
Molecular function (GO): dihydropyrimidinase activity
Source: RefSeq, a predicted model, not a curated record
GAAUCUGCCAGAUGCUGAGUGCUCUUGGAAAUGUUUGGGUGCCUAAGCCGGAGUAGAACUCUGUUGACAAGCCGGCCCCACAUUCAUCUAAAUAACCUUUGUAAAGACACUGGCAAGAAUCCUGCUUUCUCUUACCACUCUUUCACUGCCUAACUGCUCAGCAGAUACUGAGAGUUAAGUUGGCAGGGGGAGGAGUUGUUAAUGGAAGAGAAGUGUCUUCUGACAAUGAUUAAAAACCAAUGUCCUAUAUGUCUGUGGGCCACUUGUAAGUAACUUGACCCUCAGAGAGGGUGAGGAGGCAAGUGCUGUCCUGGAGAAACAGCUGGGAUCAGUUUGAGGGGCAAAAAUAGACUCAGGACAGAUUCAGAAGGAAAGAGAGAGAGAAGCUUUAAAACUUUGCAUUCAAAGUGCUCCGGUCUUUCUCAGUUUGUGCAAGAGUCAGUGAUCCUUCUGGGGCAACGGGCUAAGCAGUUACGGCCUGAUAUCUAGAAGUGUUGUAGUUCCUCCUACUGCUCUCUAAAUUCAGACCCACUGCUGAUCUGUUACGAUCUUGGACUAGAAGCCAUGGCUCCCAACCAGCAGAGGAUUUUGAUCAAAGGUGGAAGAGUGGUGAACGAUGACUACUCACAGCUGGCUGAUGUGUAUGUGGAGAAUGGAGUGGUGAAGGCUGUGGAACCGCACCUGCAACCGGGGGCACCUGCUGGACUCCUCGUCAUUGAUGCUUCCAACAAGCUGGUUCUGCCUGGGGGGAUUGAUACCCACACACACAUGCAGUUCCCUUUCAUGGGCACAAGAUCCAAAGAUGACUUCUAUCAGGGAACAAAGGCUGCGCUAGCAGGAGGCACCACUAUGAUCAUCGACUUUGCAAUACCUCAGAAAGGGGGUUCUCUUAUUGAAGCUUAUAACACAUGGAGAAGCUGGGCGGAUCCUAAAGUCUGUUGUGAUUAUGCACUGCAUGUGGCAGUUACGUGGUGGAGUGAUAAGGUCAAAGAAGAAAUGAAAAUUCUUGCUCAGGACAAAGGUGUCAACUCUUUCAAGAUGUUUAUGGCCUACAAAGAUCUAUAUAUGGUUGGAGAUAGUGAACUAUACGCAGCUUUUUCCCAAUGUAAGCAAAUUGGAGCAAUUGCUCAAGUCCAUGCAGAGAAUGGGGAUUUGAUUGCAGAGAGUACAAAGAAGAUUUUGGCACUGGGGAUAACUGGCCCUGAGGGGCACGAGCUGUGUCGUCCUGAAGAAGUGGAAGCAGAAGCCACGUUGCGAGCAAUCACCAUAGCAGACUCGGUGAACUGCCCCCUUUAUGUAGUUCACGUAAUGAGCAAAUCUGCAGCAAUGGUGAUAGCUAAUGCACGAAGAGAAGGCAAGGUAGUGUUUGGAGAGCCCAUCGCUGCUGGUCUUGGUACAGAUGGCACUCACUACUGGAACAAAGAAUGGCAUCAUGCUGCAGGAUAUGUCAUGGGACCUCCACUGAGGCCAGACCCUUCAACACCUGAUGUCCUCAUGAACUUACUAGCCAAUGAUGACCUAACUGUGACAGGGACUGAUAAUUGCACCUUUGACAUCUGCCAGAAAGCCCUGGGCAAGAAUGAUUUCACUAAGAUCCCCAAUGGGGUGAAUGGUGUAGAGGACAGGAUGUCUAUCAUCUGGGAGAAAGGAGUGCACUCGGGUAAAAUGGACGAAAACAGAUUUGUAGCUGUUACCAGUACAAAUGCAGCUAAAAUCUUUAACUUGUACCCGAGGAAGGGAAGAAUUGCUGUGGGUUCUGAUGCUGACAUUGUCAUUUGGGACCCCAAAGCUACAAGGACUAUAUCUGCAAAGACACAUCACCAUGCCAACAACUUCAAUAUAUUUGAAGGAACAGUCUGCCAUGGGGUUCCAGUUGUAACCAUUUCAAAAGGAAAAGUGGCUUAUGAAAGUGGAGUUUUCAGCGUCACAGCAGGAGAUGGAAAAUACAUUUCCCGUAAACCAUUCUCUGAAUAUGUGUAUAAACGAAUCGAACAGCGGGAUCAGGUCUGUCAACCUGUCCCUGUUGAGCGAGCCCCAUAUACAGAGAUGAGCUCAGCAAUGUCUGGCAUGGGAAGAAAAUGAAGCCUUGGCUCUUGCAGAUAAAACCAGAUGAAAAUGACCUGAUUCACCUCAGCCAAGGAAUGCAUCCUGGCCCUACCAGCAAACAAGGCCAGGAUCAACUGCUCAGGAGCUCUUAUGUGCCAGCCUGAAAAAUAACCACUGAAAAAGUUAAUGUACUUUAAUCGUUCUAAUCAUUGCUUUGAAGAAAUGUAGUCAAUUGAACUGAAUACUGGUUAUAAAAGUAGAAUAACUAAAAAAAGAAACAGCAAAGUUAUGUUACUAUAGCAGCUAUUCUGCAAGAUUGUAAAACACUGAUUGUUGGGAUGGUAUUUCUUCAUAUUUUACUUUUGAAAAAUAUCCAUUAAUGCAUCAAAAUAAUAAAAGCAAUACAUUUCCUUCCAGUA